Salvia hispanica is the source of this 1880-nucleotide messenger RNA. Its product is annotated as CBL-interacting serine/threonine-protein kinase 12-like. Gene Ontology annotation, biological process: signal transduction; protein phosphorylation. The record is from RefSeq and is a predicted model, not a curated record. NCBI's taxonomy places the organism in Eukaryota, Viridiplantae, Streptophyta, Magnoliopsida, Lamiales, Lamiaceae. Gene Ontology annotation, molecular function: ATP binding; protein serine/threonine kinase activity.
UUUUUACUCAAAUACAGUACACAUCCGCUGUUUUUUGGAAAUUCAAUAAAUUCCCGAUUUCUGUUAAGCUAACAUUCCCAAAGAGAUUCGCGCAGCAAGCUGUUGAUGAAUAUAGGGUUCUCGAUCGACAUCAGUGGUUCUACAAUCUCACAAAUUGCAAUUGAAUUGAGCUUCUUCGCCUUAAUCAGCUGUUAAAUCCUCCGAAUUAAUGGCCGCCGUCGCCAACAACACCAACAAGGGCUCCGCCGCGAGCUUAUCGCUGAAAUCGCCGAAGCAGAAGGAACUGCAGGGGCUUCUAUUAGGCCGAUACGACGUCGGACGCGUCAUCGGCCAUGGAACCUUUGCCAAGGUCUACCACGCGCGGAACGUGAAGACUGGGGAGGGCGUCGCGAUUAAGGUCACCGACAAGGAGAAGAUCCUCAAGGUUGGUCUCAUGGCGCACAUCAAGCGCGAGAUCUCGAUUCUCCGGCGCGUGCGCCAUCCCAACAUCGUCCAAUUGUUCGAGGUGAUGGCCACAAAAUCGAAGAUCUUCUUCGUGAUGGAGUUCGUGAAAGGCGGCGAGCUCUUCAGCAAGGUGGCGAAGGGGCGGCUCAAGGAGGAGGUGGCGCGGAAAUACUUCCAGCAGCUGAUCUCCGCCGUGGCGUUCUGCCACGCGCGCGGCGUCUACCACCGUGAUUUGAAGCCGGAGAAUAUCCUACUCGACGAGGACGGUAACCUAAAAGUCUCCGAUUUCGGAUUGAGCGCGAUUCCGGAGCAAAUUAAGCAGGACGGGCUAUUCCAUACUUUCUGCGGCACGCCGGCGUAUGUCGCGCCGGAGGUUCUCUCAAGGAAGGGCUACGACGCGGCGAAGGUCGAUAUCUGGAGCUGUGGUGUUAUUUUGUUUGUUUUAAUGGCGGGAUAUUUGCCGUUUCAUGAUCAAAAUGUGAUGUUUAUGUAUAAGAAGAUUCACAAAGGGGAUUUCCGGUGCCCUAGGUGGUUCUCCCCCGAAUUGAUUCGUUUAUUAACUCGUUUGCUUGAUAUAAAUCCUGAAACUAGGAUUACUAUACCGGAAAUUAUGGAGACGAAGUGGUUUAAGAAGGGAUUUAAGCAUGUGAAAUUCUACAUAGAAGAUGAUAAGUUGUGCAGUGUAGAUUCGUCUGAGAAUAGUGAUGAGUUUGCUUUGCUUGAUCAUUCGUUGUCUGAGUCGGAGGCUGAGGCAGAGAGCAGGCGGAGGAUCACUAGCCUCCCUAGGCCGGCUAGCUUAAACGCGUUUGAUAUCAUCUCCUUCUCGCGUGGCUUUGAUCUGUCGGGGCUGUUUGAUGAGGGAUCGGAUGGAGGUGCUAGGUUUGUUUCAGGGGCGCCAGUAUCGACUAUCAUAUCAAAGCUGGAGGAGAUAGCCAAGGUUGUGAGUUUUGCAGUGAGGAAGAAGGAUUGCAGAGUGAGUUUAGAGGGGUCUAGGGAUGGUGUGAAGGGGCCACUGUCGAUCGCAGCUGAGAUAUUCGAGCUAACGCCUUCAUUGAGAGUGGUUGAGGUCAGAAAAAAAGGGGGUGAUAGGCAAGAAUAUGAGGAUUUCUGCAACAGUGAGCUGAAGCCAGGGUUGCAGAGCCUUGUUACUGCGGAAAACAGUUUGAAUUCUUCUUACUUACCUUCGGAUACUGAAUAGGAGGGGAAGGAAGGCGAAACAUUCGGACGCUAAAUGGGAGGGGAGGGAAGGCGAAAACGAGUACGUGCUUUUAUCCGCCAUUUUUCCUUCUGAAGAUGGUUUUUUUUUCUUUUGUUUUUCUACCAUGGAUAUAUACUUGUGUUUUUGCUAGUAGUUGUUAUAAUGUGAAUCUUGUGUGUUGGUGUAGAAAUGUUUGUUGAUAUCCUUAAUGGGAAUGAAUGAAUACACCAUUGUCUCU